This is a messenger RNA of Solanum verrucosum, 804 nucleotides long. Its product is annotated as IQ domain-containing protein IQM1-like. The transcript has 8 exons. The record is from RefSeq and is a predicted model, not a curated record. The coding region runs from base 1 to 804 and encodes 267 amino acids. Lineage: Eukaryota; Viridiplantae; Streptophyta; Magnoliopsida; Solanales; Solanaceae.
AUGACUGAUUCUGCAGUUAUCCUUGAAGAACUCUUAUGGAAGGCACUAAAUUUUGCAACUCUUACACAAAGUUCUGUUUCUUUCUUUGACGUUGGAAAGACAGAGACAACAGUUUCGCGCUGGGGGCGAGCUCAAAUCCGAGCUUCAAAGAUUGGAAAGGGCUCGUCAAAGAAUGAGAAGGCUCAAAAACUAGCUAUCAAGAGCUGGUUAGAAGCUAUAGACCCACGCCAUCGAUAUGGUGUCAACCUAAAUCGUUAUCAUGAUGUGUGGUGCAACAGUGGAAGUUCACAACCAUUUUUCUACUGGUUAGAUAUUGGUGAUGGAAAAGAAGUUAUUGUGGAGCAAUGUUCAAGGAGUGAUCUACAGUCCCAAUGCAUCAAGUAUCUUGGACCAAAAGAGAGGGAAGCAUAUGAAGUAAUUGUGAAGAAUGGAAAGCUUAUUUACAAGAAAAAUGGUGUUUGUGUGGACACAAUUGAGGGUACCAAAUGGAUAUUUGUUCUCAGUACCUCAAGGACCUUAUAUGUUGGUCAGAAGCAAAGACACCAUUUUCACCAUUCCAGUUUUCUAGCUGGAGGUGCUUCUCUUUCAUCUGGAAGAUUGGUCGUCUCUAAUGGGGACCUCGAGGCAAUAUGGGCAUACAGUGGUCAUUAUAGACCAACAGAAGAGCAUAUUGAGGAGAUAAUAAGCUUUCUUCAGGACCACCAUGUUGACCUCACCAGUGUUAAGAAAUUCGCGAUAGAUGAUGACAUAGUACCCGGCAAGUCAAAAAUAUCAAAUGAAUCAAAAGAUGAUUGCACCAAAUAA